AUGACUAACGAGAUAGUGUUUAUGACCGGAGGCGGUCUCCUCCUUAUUCUCAAUCUCCAGCUUCACGCUACAGAAGAUCCACAUCUCAUAGCUGUGAUUACUAUUCGCUUCCUCCUAGAAGAAGAUACUGUAGGUCUAUUUCCCCAGGGGAGAGAAGAUACUGUAGAGAAAGGUCAUUCUCACAUUCACCAGGCCCAUUCUCCAGUGAGGACUCGAAGCAGGAAUCGGAGCCUAAGCCAUAACAGAAGUAGGAGCCCUUAUCUUGUACAUUACUCGAGAGAACCUGGUAAAGAUGGGUCUUCUAGCUCGCAAAGGCGCAAGGCGUGGAAGUUUAGUUUCAUGUUUUAUUUGUAG
Fraxinus pennsylvanica is the source of this 354-nucleotide messenger RNA. The record is from the annotation of a GenBank genome assembly. Lineage: Eukaryota; Viridiplantae; Streptophyta; Magnoliopsida; Lamiales; Oleaceae.